Messenger RNA from Cyprinodon tularosa, 1085 nucleotides. Its product is annotated as D-threo-3-hydroxyaspartate dehydratase-like. Lineage: Eukaryota; Metazoa; Chordata; Actinopteri; Cyprinodontiformes; Cyprinodontidae. The coding region runs from base 87 to 518 and encodes 143 amino acids. Gene Ontology annotation, biological process: D-serine catabolic process. The record is from RefSeq and is a predicted model, not a curated record. Gene Ontology annotation, molecular function: D-serine ammonia-lyase activity. The transcript is spliced from 5 exons.
UUUCACCUGGCAGAUUGAAGGCUGUUGGCAUCAGUUGUAAGUCCAGCAUUGGCUCCACCCCUUCCUGUAGUCAUCCUGUCAAAGACAUGGGAAAGCUUAGCGAGGUGCAUCCUGGAAACUAUGUCUUCUACGAUGCCAUGCAGUCCAUUAUUGGAUCUUGUAGUCUGGAUGAUGUGGCUGUGAGGGUUUUGACGAGAGUCAUUGGACAUUGUCCUCACAGAAACCAGCUCCUGAUCGACUGUGGAUGGGCUGGAAUCAGUUUGGACGGAGCUGGAAAACUUCCCACUGGAUAUGCUGUGAUCGAAGGGCAUCCAAACCUUAAGUUGUUGUCUAUGACUCAAGAGCACGGGAGAGUGGAGCCCAUCUCAGGUCCACUGGACUACAGCAAAUACCCCAUUGGCUCUCUGCUCACCUUGAUCCCUUACCACUCAUGUGCGACAGCCAUGAUGCACCCUGUGUACCACGUGCACUCUGAGGGUUGCCUGCUGGGGAAGUGGACGCCAACCCGUGGCUGGUGAACAUCUAUCCAGCUGCGCAUUUAAAGCAGCUUCAGUUGAUUUGAUAUGAAGAGAGAAAACAUAUCGUAUUGUUCUUAGUAUAUAGAUAUGUGCUAAAAGAAGAACUUGUGAACUAAUUUUGGGUAUAGAAGUAGUAGACCUGUUCACUGCAUGCUGACUCUAAAAAGGUGACAGAAUUACUGGGGGUGAAGACAAAUUGAUUUUAACUUCUAACUAAAUAAAUUGGUAAUUAACAUUUUCUGUGAUUCUACUGUUUAUUUUUGUAUCAGUGUUAUUCUACAAAGAAACUAUGUGACUCUUAACACAAGGAACUUCUGAAUGUUCAAAUUAGCUAAUUUGAUGUGGUUCAGUUGGAAUUCUUUGAUAUUAAACUCUGUAAGUAAAGAUAAUUAUUAGAGUUUUAGUGACUGCAUAGAAUUUGACACUUUAGGCAUAUGUGAUUUAUUAAAAAAAGAAUUUGUGUGUGCAUCUCAAAAUUUAAACACAAUGUAUUAAUUUAAAAUUGCACAUUAUUGUAAAAAAUAAAUGUAUAGCAUACAAGACACUGUAUCUGAUUGUUUAAUAGAU